This is a messenger RNA of Rhodotorula toruloides NP11, 1542 nucleotides long. RefSeq names its product serine-tRNA ligase. The transcript has 3 exons. Gene Ontology annotation, molecular function: serine-tRNA ligase activity; ATP binding; tRNA binding. Gene Ontology annotation, cellular component: mitochondrion. Lineage: Eukaryota; Fungi; Basidiomycota; Microbotryomycetes; Sporidiobolales; Sporidiobolaceae. Bases 1 to 1542 code for a protein of 513 amino acids. The record is from RefSeq and is a predicted model, not a curated record. Gene Ontology annotation, biological process: mitochondrial seryl-tRNA aminoacylation.
AUGCUCUCACGAAGCUUGCGGGCAAGCUCGCGCCGCCUCCCACUCGCCAGCCGACCCGCACCGUCCCUCCGCACCGCCUCGACAUCCUCCGCUCACGCUUCCUCCCUCCCCGCGCCCGUAAUCGACCUCUCCGCCGUCCUAGACUCUCCAGAACUCGUCAAGCGCAACCUCGUCGAACGCAAAUUCCCCCUCGACCCCGCCAAAAUCGACGAAUUGAGGACUCUCGCUUCUCGACUUGCGGAAACGAAGAAGGAGGUUGAGCGGUUACGUGCGCAGCGGAAUACGCUGGCGGCGCAGAUGAAGGGUGAUCCGGAAGCGCGGGAGAAGGGGAAGGAAGUGAAGCGGGAAUUGCAGGCUGUCGAGCCGAGGGUUGCGGAGUUGGCGCACGAGAUGCAGGAGAUUGCGCUCCAGCUGCCGAAUAUGUCGCAUCCGGACGUCCCCGUUGGCGCGGAGGACCAGGCGCGGAUAGUCAAGCUUCUGGGACCGGACUUGGGCGCGGGCGAACCUCGAGCAGAACCUGAACGCGACCACCUCACCCUCUCGUCGCCCUCGAACCUCGCAUGGACCGACUUUGCCGCCUCGGCCUUCACGACCGGAUCCUCUUGGCCUCUCUUGACAAACGAAGCAGCGUUGCUCGAACUGGCCUUGACAAACUACGCCAUGUCGGUCGCGCUCUCGCACGGCUUCAAACCCGUCUUGACGCCCGACGUCGUGCGGUCCGAAGUUUCGGCAAGGUGCGGCUUCCGACCACGCGACGACGAAGCACAACAGACGUACUUCCUCUCGGACGGAACCGAGACUUCGGCGCUCUGUCUCGCCGGAACAGCAGAGAUUCCCCUCGUCGGCAUGUCGGGCUCGCAGACGUUCCUCGAGCAGGAACUGCCGAGGAAACAUGUCGCGAUUGGAAGGGCGUUCCGGGCGGAGGCGGGCGCGAGAGGCGCGGAUAGUAGGGGACUGUACAGGGUGCAUCAGUUCAGUAAGGUCGAGAUGGUGGUUGUGUGCGCGGAGGAGGAGAGCGAUGCGUUGUUGGAGGAGUUGCGAGCGGUCCAGGAGGAGAUCUUGAGUGGACUCGGGCUGUCGUUGAGGGUCCUCGACAUGCCUACACAAGAGCUCGGAGCGUCGGCGCAUCGCAAGUACGACAUCGAGGCGUGGAUGCCCGGGCGAGGGAAAUGGGGAGAGCUCUCCUCGGCGUCGAAUUGCACCGACUACCAAUCUCGACGACUCGGGAUCCGCUACCGGCCAGCAUCGCGCAAGCACUUCCACCCUGACUCUCCCUCUCCCUCUUCCUCCUCUGCCUCUCUCGCCCACUCUCCCCCCUCUUCAGGUCGCAAGCUCGCCUACGCGCACACCCUGAACGGCACAGCAGCAGCGAUCCCUCGCCUUAUCGUCGCGCUGCUCGAGAACGGCGCGGUGUUCGAGGCGGACGGGAAGAAGGUUGCGCGGGUGCGGUUGCCUGCGGUGUUGAGGCCGUUCUGGCUGGGCAAGGGGACGGAUGAGAGGAUCGAGUGGGUGCCGGAGGGCGAGGCGUUGCGGGUGCGGUAA